This is a messenger RNA of Mesorhabditis spiculigera, 693 nucleotides long. The record is from the annotation of a GenBank genome assembly. NCBI's taxonomy places the organism in Eukaryota, Metazoa, Nematoda, Chromadorea, Rhabditida, Rhabditidae.
AUGAGACGGAAACCGCCCAAAUUGGGGGUGGCCUACCUGCUGCUCCUCGCCCUCGUUACCGUACCCGGGCUCCUGGGCAGUGACGACCCAGCUCGUCUCGUCGUUCGGCCCGACUCGUCUACCGUAGUUACCGGGACUGCAGUCUCGUUUUUUUGCCGAUCCGACGGAAAUCCGUUACCCACCGUACAAUGGAAAAUCAACGGGAAGGGACCGCAGGAGAAUCGAUUCGUGAUCAAAUCGCUGCCCUCCGGCCUCUCGACGCUUCGGAUAGAGGCCGUUCAAAAUGCCGACAACCAGAGUCUCAUCUCCUGCACGGCCGACAACGGGGUCGCGCAUCCGGUUUAUGCAGAAGCUCUACUUACGGUGUAUUUGAAUGAAUCCACCCCAGCCGGCUUCCCCUCCAUCGAUGCCCAUCCUUCGCUAAAAUCAGUCGAACAGGGCCGUACUGCCCAUGUAAAUUGCAGAGUCCACGGCACGCCUAGACCCAAGGUGCUCUGGCUGCGUGAUCUGAUCCCAGUCGACAUCCGGGCCGAUCCCCGAUAUUCCGUUUCGACUAUUGGCAACCCAGGCGCGCUGAUGAUCCAGAAUGCGAGGGAGGAGGAUCAGGGACGAUAUGAAUGCGUGGCCAGGAAUGAGCACGGGGUGAUGCACUCGAAGGCUGCUCAUCUUUAUGUUAAAGGUGUAUGCAAGUUU